UGGCCUGGCGUGAUGGGAUGGAGGGGAGGGGCUGUGCCCGGUGGUGGAAGGAGCACUGGAUGUGGAGUCAGGAGUCAGCCAGCCCACCCUGCCACCUACUGGGAGAGGAACUCAGGCUUCAGCCUUUCAUCUGCAAGAAGAGGGGACUGGAUUAGGGGAUAGCUUAUGCCUCCUUCAGCCCUGAAACUGAUUCUGUGGACUGCCUGCACCUGAAGUCAGGGAGGCUGGAGAAAGCACCGUUGCAGGGACCUUCUUCAGACCACCUGGCCCAGUAACUUGGUUCUUCUGCUGAUUUCUUUCCUUCACCCUCCUUAGUCCCGUUCUAUCUUGGCCUGCUGGUUCUGGAAUCGUUCCACUCCCUCCCCCACCCCACCCCAGCUGGGGGCAUUUCUUCCCAAGAUCCUGCAGGGUCAGCUUAGAGAUCUUGUUGUUUAGUCGCUAGGUUGUGUCUGACUCUUUGCGAACCCAUGAACUGUAGCCCCUUAGGCUCCUCUGUCCACGGGAUUUCCCAGGCAAAAAUACUGGAAUGGAUUGCCAUCCUCCUCCAGGGGAUCUUUCUGACCCAGGGAUCGAACCCAGGUCUCCUGGAUUGGCAGUACAUCGACAUCUUUGUGUACUUCAGCCAUCACACGGUCACCAUCCCCCCAGUAGGCUGGACCAACGCUGCCCACAGGCAUGGGGUCUGCGUGCUGGGGACUUUCAUCACUGAAUGGAAAGACGGGGAGCGGCUCUGCGAGGCCUUCCUGGCCGGGGACGAGCGCUCGUACCGGGCGGUGGCUGAUCAGCUGGUCCUGAUCGCCCAGUUUUUCCGAUUUGACGGCUGGCUGAUCAACAUUGAGAAUUCUCUGAGUCUGGCCGCCGUGGGGAAUGUGCCCCACUUCCUCCGGUACCUGACCUCUCAGCUGCAUCAGCAGGUCCCCGGGGGCCUAGUGCUCUGGUACGACAGUGUGGUGAGCAGCGGGCAGCUCAAAUGGCAGGACGAGCUCAACGAACAGAACAGGGUCUUCUUCGAUUCCUGCGACGGCUUCUUCACCAACUAUAACUGGCGGGAGGAGCAUCUGGAGCGGAUGCUGGGGCAGGCCGGGGAGCGCCUGGCUGACGUGUACGUGGGUGUGGACGUGUUCGCCCGCGGGAAUGUCGUCGGGGGCCGGUUCGACACAAACAAGUCGCUGGAGUUGAUUCGGAAGCACGGGUUCUCGGCGGCCCUGUUCGCGCCUGGCUGGGUGUACGAGUGUUUGGAGAAGGGCGAUUUCUUCCAGAACCAGGACAAGUUCUGGAGUUUGCUGGAACGCUACUUGCCCACACACAGCAUCUGCUCCUUGCCCUUUGUCACUUCCUUCUGCCUGGGCAUGGGGACUCGAAGAGUCUGCUAUGGCCAGGAGGAGGCCGUGGGGCCCUGGUACCACCCGAGUGCCCAGGAGAUCCAGCCCCUGUUUGGAGAGCACAGGCUGGAAGGGAACGGGCGGGGCUGGGUGAAGACACACUGCUGCCUGGAGGAUGCCUGGAACGGGGGCAGCUCUCUGCUCAUCCGGGGGCUGAUUCCGCCCGAGGUUGGAACCGUGGCUGUGAGGUUGUUCUCCCUGCAGGUCCCAGUGCCACCCAAGAUCUUCCUGUCCUUGGUCUACAAGCUGGAAGGGCCUUCGGCUGUGGGGGUGGCUUUGGAGCUCACCACAGGGGACGCGGGCAGCUGUCACGUGGGAGGCAUCUCUGCGCUGAGUGCAGAAACCAGCUCCAGGCGCAGUCCCCGACCCCUCCGAGUGCCCCCAACCAAGCUGGCCAAAUGGGUGGGCCGCUGCGGCCAGCAGCUCAGUGGGGGCUGGGUCCAGCGCUGCUACGAAGUGAAUCUUCGGGGCUGCCUCCUGCAAGACCUCUUUGUUAAUUUCUCCCGGCCUCCGGGCAGCCAGAAGGAGGAGAACUUCAUCUGUCGCCUUGGAGAGCUCCAGGUGGUGGAUGCCAACAGCCUGCUGACGCCGCUCCCCCAGGUGCAGGCCGUGACGGUCUCACACGUGCGCUGGCAGCCGGCCACCUCCGAGCGGGAGGGCGGCUCCGCCGGGCUCCGGCUCAGCUGCACUCUCCACUGGGCCUACCUCCUUCCCCGCGUCCGGUGCUUCCGGAUCCACUGCUGCCGAGGAUCGGAAGGUGGCUCUCCCAGCAGCGGGCCUUCGGAGCCGGGGAGGCCCAGGCUGCUGGGCCUGGCUUUUGUCAACCAGUAUCGGAUAGUGGACCUGGCAGUGGCAGCCGCGGAGCCUGGCCGGGAUGGCCGUGUGGAGUUCCUGGUGGAGCCUGUCCCCAAAGAGGGGUUCCUGUUGCCUCGGGCCGAGUGGGGCAGGGCGGCCAUGCUCUACUCCAUGCCCCGCACGUGAGCAGACAUUAAAGCAGAGUCUCCUA
Dama dama (fallow deer) is the source of this 2388-nucleotide messenger RNA. It is a transcript of the gene ENGASE, whose product is annotated as endo-beta-N-acetylglucosaminidase. Gene Ontology annotation, molecular function: mannosyl-glycoprotein endo-beta-N-acetylglucosaminidase activity. The record is from RefSeq and is a predicted model, not a curated record. Gene Ontology annotation, cellular component: cytoplasm. The transcript is spliced from 12 exons. The coding region runs from base 468 to 2363 and encodes 631 amino acids. Gene Ontology annotation, biological process: protein deglycosylation. NCBI's taxonomy places the organism in Eukaryota, Metazoa, Chordata, Mammalia, Artiodactyla, Cervidae.